Messenger RNA from Heterotrigona itama, 9987 nucleotides. The record is from the annotation of a GenBank genome assembly. Lineage: Eukaryota; Metazoa; Arthropoda; Insecta; Hymenoptera; Apidae.
AUGAAAAGUAAUUCCAAAAAAGAAAAUAUUAAUGCGAAAAAAAAAUAUGUUUUUUUCACUGAUCCUGACAUUAUUGUUCAACGUGCUGAAAUAUCUACACAGCAAGAUUACAUUAGUAAGCAAUCAUCUAAAGACGCAACAUCUAAUAUUCCAAUUCAAUUUGAUUUGAAAAGUUUAGAAAACUUAUCAUAUCAUUCUGUUCAACCAUAUCCUUUCACAUUUAUAAGUGCUGUGAAACGAAAAUUAGCUUUAAACGAUGGUUCUGAAGUUUAUAGGAAAACGUAUGAACCCAAUAAUGAAAAUGCAGUUAAACCAGCAAUAGAAUCUGAUAGCACGCAGAAUUUGCAUCAAGUUGUACAGACGAUGGAUUUCAUAAGGCCAUUAAAGGUUCCAGAUUUGAAAAUUUCUGCAAAAAAACUAGAUUUUUCCAACAGGGAAAAUUGCGCAUCAAAAGAGUUGAUAUCACAAAAGUGUGAGACACCUGCAAAGGAGUUUAUUCAUGAAAGAGGAGAAAAAUCGACAAAAAGUUUUGAACGAGUUCAAAGAAGAUUAGAUUUUUCAACCUCAGAUAUUUCGUCAACUAUCAAUAGCGAGGUAGAGCCGUUGAAGGUGCCAAAUAUUUCCAUAUCUUCAAAUUUGUCAAAAAAGAAAGAAUAUGUUAGAGAAAAUUCUAGAGAAAAGGAAAACAGAUCCAAAAGAAUUAGAAAAGAUGAAUCUUUGUUUUCUAACCAAGAGGAAACAAUACAAGAUUUUCCUAAAAGAUCUAAAAGUCCAAGACAUAUUUCUAGAAAAGAUAUUUCUAACAAUGUAAAUGAAAGUACAUUAAGUAUGAAAUUAAAAAAUGACAGAUUGUCAUUCCAUAUUCCAAAAGAAAGUGAUUUUGUUCCAACAAAACCAAAACCAAAAAACUUCGCAACAUCAACUGCUAAAAAGAUUAACGAUAAGAAACAUAGAUCUAUUAAUACUAGAUCUUUGAAAUCAAGAGAUUUUUCUUAUAACGAGACACUUUCUGAACGAUCUUCAGAAUUAUCAGGUAUCACAAUGAAAGAGUCUAGAAAUAUAUUUGAAAAUUUUGAUUCUAAACAUAAGAAUGAUUCACAUACAUUAAAACAGAUAGAUGAUCAGAUAUGUACGUUUUUAUCAGAAAAUAGACAAGUUAAACAACAUCAAACAACAUGUCAAACACAAGGAAAGACAGGAAACAUAUUUUUCAAGGAACAAAAUAAGAAAUCCGAAAAAGUAAAACCUUCAACAAGUAAAAUGGAUAACAAAAUGUAUAUAAUAAAUUCCAAAGAAUUUGAAGAUAUAGAAAGUGUAACUGAUUCAGAUAUAAGUCUAAGAAGUCAAAGUCCAAUCAUUGUGUCUACACAACAGAUAAAAAAUAAGGAUUCUGAGAAAAUUGCACAAAGUGUUAGUAAAUCAAAUAAAGUUACUGAAGAUUUAAAGUAUGCAGAUGAUUCAUUAACACAAUCUACCAAUGUAAAUACAAAAAAGGAAGAAACAUCAUUUACAGAAAGCGUUGCUACUACAGUCAAACAAAGUAGUGAUAGUAAUGAAUCUAAUUUAAACAACAGUAUUUUAUCAAGCGCAUUAUUAGAUCCAAGAAGAAUUUCAUUUAGGGACGAAAAUCAUUCACAACAAGAAGAAUUUUGUGAUUUAAUUACACCAGAUAUGAAUCUUAUGCCUCGAUCUAAGCGAAAGCGGGAAUUUAUGCAAAAUAGUAAUAUGGAAGCUGAGUUUAAAUAUUCAAAACAUAAUAUGAAUAAAACUGAAACAGAAAAGCCAGAAAAUAGUUCAUUGUUACAUCCAACUGCCUUACAUAUGCAAUUUAAAGCUGAAUUGCAUCUUCUUGAUUCAUUUAAUGAAUCACUGAGACAGGUUAUAGAUGUUGAAAAAUGCUUAUAUGAUGUUAAACAUAAUCAAGAAAAAGAGUUACCAUUGCAGGAUAGUCAGUCAAAUGACCAAGUGAAAUCAUAUUUCUCUAAAGUAACAGAUGAAAGGAAUACUAAUGAUAUGGAACAUUCUGAUGAAAUUAAUAUAUCACAUAAACAUGUUGUCACUGAUAAAGUGUUUGAGUUUCCAACUCAAAAAGUUCAUCAUAGUACAAGUCAGACUGUGGCAAAUGAAUUUGACAAUGUGAAUAAAGUAAUUAAACCAGUAGUUAAAGCUGUAGAAGUACAAACUCAAACAAUGAAUGAUAUGGCAACUCAAACAGAUAUACGUUCACCUCGACGAAAUGUACAAAAUAAAUGCUCAGAAAUGUGUGGAAUAUCAUAUGAACAAGAAUUCGUUGGAGACAAUGAAAUUCCACAGCUUUCUUUAGACUCGGUAGAGCAAUUUGGAGAUUUGGAUCAAAUAGAAGAAAUAUCGUUGUCUAGUAAGCUAAGAACGAUGUCCGAAAUAAGUUUACACGAAACAACAUCGUCUAUACGAACAGAGACUGGAACAGAAAUUAGCAUCUCUACUCGAGAUAUAAUUUGUUCUUUUAAUAAAUAUUUAGAUCUAGAAAUUGCACAGCUAUUACAAGAUGAGAAACAAAGAUACGACAAAAUUGAGAUGUUGUUCAAAUCUCGUGAAAAAACCUUAAUUGAUCGAACUAAAAAGUUAGUGAAACUGGAAGAACAAAAACGAGCAUUAAAAGACACUGGGCAAGAUAGUCGUGUUAGCUCUGUGAAAAAGAAACAGAGAGCUUUACUUUUAAAACUGCAACAAGAAAAAGAUGAAAUGAAUAGGUUAAAAGAGCUUCACAAAAUUGCAAGUCAAGAACGUAAGCUUAUGCUACAGAAACAGAGAAAUAUGUUCAAUCCUCAAAUAUCUACUAAAAAUAUUUUAACAAAAUUAAAACGAAGUGCAGAUAGUCAGUCUCCAAGGAAAUUAUCUGGGCCUAUGAAGGGUUAUGAUAUAAGAAGUAAUAGUUCUAUGAGUUCUCUGCUUGAUUCUGAUAAAUCUCAGCACGAUCGAUCUCAAAUAGAAGCACGCAUGCAGAUAUCAGAAAAUGAUUUGCAUUUUUCUAAAAUUGAUUUACCAAAGAGUAAUAAAUUUACGAAUUUCGUUGAAGAAUCCAAUGCGUCACCUGAUAAAUCUGAUGAACCUAUACAAAGUAAUAAAUUUUCGAAUUUCGUUGAAGAAUCUAAUGCGUCGCUUGAUAAAUCUGAUGAACCUAUACAAAGUAAUAAAUUUCCGAAUUUCGUUGAAGAAUCUAAUGCGUCGAUCGAUAAAUCUGAUGAGCCUAUACAAAGUAAUAUCUCACAAGAAAAAUAUCUUCAUAAAGCACAGAAAGAUGGAAACAUAUCAAAAUAUGAGAUAAAGUCAAGAAAAUUUGAAGAAAAGAUGCCUAAAGUAGACAUUAUAAAAUUGAAAUCUUAUCAACAUUCUGUUGAUUCAAAAUUAAUUCCAAAUCAUUCCAGUAUGAGUAUUCCUGGGAAAUACCUUUUUGAGAAAGAAAAAUCUUCUGAGGUAGAAUUGUCACAACAGAAUUCAAAUAAAUCUAUCUCUGAACAUAUUAAAUCAGAUUCUGAAACUUUAGUAGAAGAAUUAUCUAAGAAGUCAAAGCCUUCUCAAAUAAUUGAUGAUCAUUUUCAAAGUAUGGUAUCUCCAAAGGAAUUUUUGAAAACUAUUGCUACAAAUAGUGAAAUUUUGUCAGAAGAAGUAAGUUCUGUUGGUCAAGACACCAUAUUGAAAACAUCAAAAUCAUCACAAGUAUCGGAAGAUAUUUUACAGAUGUACUCAAAAAGCUCUAAACGAAGCAGUAAAUCAAUCCCGACUGACAUGUCCAAAAAUACUCAAUAUAGUUCUGAAUCUAAGUCAAAUUUUAAACGUAGAAGUUCAAAGUAUCAAAAAAGCAAAUCGUCAUCUAGUAUAGAUACGGAAAAUAUAUUAGGAUCCAAAUCCAAUUUUCAAAUGUCAGAAGAGCUUGUUAAACAUCACAAUAAACGGACAAAAAUGGAAAAGGAAUUUAUUCAAGAAGAUAAGAAUAAUGAAACUACAAUUAUGGAUAAACAUACGAAGGAGAAGAAUUUAAAAUCAUUAACAGAUAGGGCAGAUGAUUAUGAUAGUAAAGAGAAUGUAUUUUGUCAAAAAAUGUUUGAUAAAAAUAUAAAUUCUUACGAAAAUUUCUUGUGUAAUCAAGACAAUAAUGAACAUAAUUUUGAUGAGACAUCCACAAAACCUCAAAUUGGUAAUUUUGCUAUUUCUCAUCACAAUUCUGGAGAAAACAACAGAAAUUAUUCCAAAUCCGUGAUUGUUAGUUCGCAAGAUCAUAAUUUAAUAUCUGAAAAACUUGAGCAAGUUUUGAAUGCACGUGAAGCUGCGCUUACUUCUCGGAAAAAUUGUGUAAAAAACUGGAUGGCUUGGCAUACGAAGUUAAAAAAUGAAGAAGAUCAUGUUACUCAAAUGGAACAGACUGCAAUUAAACUUAUAACUGCUGCAUCUAGUGCUCUUUCACAUCAAGAUACUACUAUUUCAUCGGACACGAGUGAUAUUGAAGGAAGAAUAGAGUUACUUACGGAAAAAUUAGCUAAAAAACGAAUAGAAAUGUCAUGCUUAAAAAAGGAAGCCAGAAAACAAACAAAACAAAAACUUCGGGCUUUAGAAGCUAACUUGUUGAAUCAAAUUAAGAAAUAUGAUGCAACGAUUUACGAAAUGCGUAAAAAAUUGGAAUCGAAAAAAGGAUUUUCUAAAGAUAGCGAUAAAUUAGCGAUAGAGUCAAAAUCAUUAGCAGACUUCAAAAUACCUGAGAUUCCUCUAAAAAAGCUGCAAGAUAUGUUCAAAUCUAGCGAUUUGUUAAGGUCUAGGUCAGAAUCUGAUUUAUUUUCUACGAAAAGAUUAUUAGCAAAAGAUUUCAUGAAAAAUAAUUUAUUACAAGAUGAAACUAUCGAAACCGAUAGAAAUGAUUCUGAAGAAGUACUUAAAUCUUCAAAAAGCACGAGAAUGUUGGAACAAUUGAGUUUUGCUAAAAUGAAUAUGGCAAAUUAUAGCAGUCAAGUUUUUGAUAAAAAUAUAUCAGAACAAAUUGAAAGUGAUAAAUUUGCUUCUGCUUCGAUGUCAUUAGUUUCUGGCGGACGACUUGACAAAAAUAUUUCUUAUGAAACUGGGAGAGAUGAAAUCGAAAACAAACAAAAUGUUUCUGAAACUAUUAGAACUGAAAACAAUAUAUCGAAAUCCGAAACAGAUAUAGUUACACAAUCCGAAGCUAAACUUUCUAAACAUGAUGCUACGAUUCAAUCUGACUUAAAGGAGUAUAAAUCCGAUUUUGACACGUUUUCUGAACAGUCUCGGGCUAAAACUAUUUCAUCACAAUUUGAAGAUAAUAAAUUACAACAUUCAGAACAUUCAUAUAUAUCUUCAAGAAAAUCGAAUGAUAUUCAAAAUUCUAAUACGGAAAUCAACACCGAAUUUACUAAUGACAAUAUUGAUUUUUCUAAAAAAAUGGAUUUUUUACGUCUAAAUAAUCAGAUUUUGAACGAGGAUAUAAGCUCAUUAGAAAAUGAAUUAAAAAUACUUUCAGAAAUGAUGUCGCGUUUUAAUAAAAAAUCAAACAAAGAAGCAAAAUACGAGUCACAAAGUGAAGAAAAAAGUACAUCAAAGGAUAUAUCAGAAAUACUUUCAGUAUCUGAUAAAAAUAAUGAAAUUUCUGACGUGGAAAUCAUAAAAGAGAACAAAAACGCAAAUAUAGAAUUAUAUCAGAAAAAGAGUAAUUCUGACAUUUCACAAUAUAUGACGAAUGAUACAAAAUUAAAAUUAGUUACUAACUUUAAUGACAAUAAAAGUAUAACUAAAGAAGUUGAUAACGUAAUAUCUGUUAUGAUGCCAGAAAGUAAAAUGUCGCCUUCUAAAUCAAAUAACCAAGAAAUUGAUUAUAAAGCAAGAAGCAAGAAAAUUUUGAAUGAAAUCGAAAAAUCUAUAAUAUCAGAACAUAUUAAAGGAACUAAGGGCGAUAUCAGUCGCUCGGAAAUGUUGAUUGAGAAUAACAAUUUAAGCUUAUAUAAAAAAGAUGAAAAAAUAUCUAGUGAUACUUCUGCUGGCAUCAGAUCUUUAUCUGAAACUUACUCGAAAACAAUGCAGAGUGAAGAAUGCAUGAAUGCUAUGGAAUUUGAAACAAUACAUUCUGAAGAAAAUGUUGAUAUAAAUAUUGAAGAAAAUUUGGUUAAUUCACGUAACUUAAAAAACCGUCAAUUACUAGAAUCGAAUAAAAGUCUUUCUUUGCUUUCAGAAAAAUCUAAUUCAAGUGAAAAAGAUGAAUCUUCAAAUCAGUGUACAGAUCUCAAUCAUAGCCCAAUAAUAAAUGAUGUACUUACUAUAGAUACUCAUUUAGAAAAUAAAAGUGAUUCAUCUCUCAAAUACAUUCUGCAAGAUGAUUCAAAACAGACAAUAGUUACAGAAUAUAUAAAUGAAUUAUUAAAAAGACAAAUUUCUCCACAGUUAUCAAAUUUAACCAAAAUAAAUAAUAAUUCUAUAGAUUAUAUGAAAAAUACAGUAAAUGAUGGUAAAUACAAAAAUAUAAAUGAUGUAUAUCCAACUUCAGAAGUGGAAAGUGUAAAAUUAAUCUUAAAUGAAUGCAAAGAAUUUAGUGAUAGUAAUAAAAGUGAAGUAUCAAUUGAUAUGUUAAUAUCUAAAGAAGUUUCUCAGAAAUUUGUGCAGGAAUCUAAACAAAAUGCUUCUGAUCAUGCUUUAAAUAUUAGCAAGCAAAAAAUCGAUGAAAAUGAAAGUCAGACACAAGAAAUACUUAUUAAUAAAACUUUUGAUAAAGAUCGAAUUGCAUCUGAUUCAUUUAGUAUCCAUUCUGUAUGCGAAAAUUCUCAAAGUCAAACUUCAAACUUAUUGAACGAUGACUCGAGUAUAUUGUUAAAUUCAAAACAUAUAUUCCAAAGAAUUAAUGAUUCUAAAAAUCAAAUUAACUCAAUUAGUGACGUAGAAGAUUUAGAAAAUAUGUCACUAUUUAUUCCGAAAAGUGAAUCUAGUAAUAUUGCUAUAUAUGAGCCUAAACUAGAUGAAACAAUUAUGGAUUCUCAUUUUGAAAACUCCUAUGAUAAAGCUAAAGAUAUAUUGGAUAUCAUCACUAAAAAUAAUGAUAGAGAACAAUAUGAAGAAGAAACUGUGCACAGUAUAGAAACCGAUGAUUUUCAAAAAGCUAUUUAUGAUUCUGUAAUUAAGAUACUGGAUAAAGUUGAAAGAAGCAUUGAGGAUAAUUCAAUAAAAGAAAAAAUUGAGAAUCAUGCAAAUAGUAUAGCAAAUAAAAAUGAAAUAAAAGUCACAGUAGAGGAAAAAGAGAAAUCAAUUUUGAAUUUACAAAAUAAAUGUUUAGAAGAAAAUAGAGAUGAAAUAAUUAAUGAAAAAAAUAUUACUUUGAAUAUUGACAGUGACAGAAAUAUUAAUGAAAAGAUAAUAAUUAAUGAAGUUAAUACAGAGAUCGCUAUAAAUCUAGAUGUAAAUACAGAAAUCAAAGAUGAUGAAAAUACGUAUUUUAGUGAAUCUAAAUCUCGAGAAAUUAUUAUAACAGAAUUAGAACCAGGAAGUGUGGAAAGUGGAAGUUUAUCAGAACUCGAAAUUGAUGCUAAAAUAGAAUUGGCAGAAGAAGAACUUAUAGAAAUAAGUAAAAGCGAUAAUAAGAAGGAAACACAAGAAAAAACAGCACAAGAACUAAAAUCAUUGGAACCUAUAAUAGAACAAGAUAGUUCUGAUGGCGAACAGCUUGACAAUUUGGUUGAAGUAACUGAAACUGUAUUGGAUGUUAUAGAAAAAGAGAUUAAAUAUUCUACAGAUUUUCCUAGCGAGUCAGAAUCGAUUUCACAUAAUAAAACAAAUAUUCAAAGUAUUAAAAUUCAAAAAAAUGAAAUACAAUAUGAAAUAACUCCUCCCGUAACAAUAAAUGAUAUUAAAACAGUAGAAAAUAUUGAAGCAAUUUCAUUGCAUGCCUCACAAAAUAUAGCAGAUAAAACCUUCGACAUUUUGAAAGAUCCAGAAUAUGAAGAUAUUUCAGAAGAAAGUCUUGAAGUUUCUGAAAUAUUUGAUAAAAGUGAAAUUCAGAAAUCUGCUCUUUCACAAAAAUCAUCUUCCAUACUGGAAAGAUAUGAAGCAAUACCAAAAUCAGGAGAUGUAUUAAAAAUACUUGAUGAAAUUGCACAAAAAUUUUCAUCAAGUUCAGAAAAUGAUACAGACCAAUUUAAAAAUAAUAAAUAUAUUUUGGAAAACAAUAAAAAAUCGCAAACAGUAAUUUCUGAUACAGACAGCGUUGCAUUUUCAAAAAUUGAUGAUGAAGCGAUUAAUAAAAACGAACAAUCGCUAAUAGAUAAUUUGGAAAACCAACAGCCUCAAGCAGUAACACCAGAAGAAGAAAAUCAAUUGAUUAAAAUAGUUAUUAGUUCAAAUGAAAUUGCAGAAAAAGAAAAACAAGAACAAGAUGUAUUAUCUGAAUCAAGUGAAGGUAGAGAUACACCAAAAGGCGUAUCAGAAAUUGAAAUGGAUUCUCCUAGAGAUCUCAAUGAUUCAAGAUUGAAUAUUGAUGUGUUAAAUGAUGAUUUAUUGACUAAUUCAAAUAUGGAAAAUCAAAAUACAGAUUCAAAAAAUGCAUUUCAUACCACACCCAUUGUUGCAACAUCUGAAAAGGAUAUAGAAGUUAUGAUAGAUAAAUUAAAAGAUUAAGAAGUUAGAAGCGGAAGAAGUAUCUUUCUAUGUUAGAGAAAUACCAAACAAACCACCACCUCCCUACACACCACCUGGAAGUGGUGCAAGAAUUUCAACAUCUCUUGGAUCAUCUUCUUCUCCUCCAGCCGUAAUUCCUUCCAAUAUAGAAGAAUUAACUGCAUUUACUGAAAAAGCUACAGCAAUAAUAUUUGAAGCUAAAGAGACUGGAGAAGAUAUUAUGAGCUUAGAAGCUCCUUUUGAAAUCUGCGAAUUAACCAAAGAAAAUGACGAGAGUGUAAAAAAGGACAGAAGAAUUUACAACACAUUCCUCUUUGAUCUAUGCAAAGAAACAAUCGCUGAAGUUUAUCAGGCUGAAUAUGAAAAACCAGGUCCAAGUUGGACGAAACCAAAUGUGAAGACGAAACCCACAAUGAAGAUUCCUAAGACUAUACAAGAGCUCAAUGCUUAUGUGAAUAAAGAAGUGGCCACAUUGUUUGGUUUUAAAACAAAAUUACAACGGGAAAACAUGGUAAUGCGUUGGAGUAGGAAACGAAGAGACAGGGUUGAUGAAUUAUUAGCUAGAGAAGCUCAGGCUGAGGAAGAUGAAUGGACAAAAUUCCAUCAUGAUGAACUUGCGGUAAAAAAUGGUCUUACUGUAACUAUAUUAGAUACUUUGUUAAUGGAGACUGUGAAUGUAGUUAAAGUAGCAUAUGCAAAGAAAAGGAAAGUAAUGGUUUAGUUUUUUUUUUUUUUUGUCGACAUUAUGACUAAUGACUGGUAAUGAGAUACCAAUAUGUAUAAAUUAUAAGAUAAUCGUUGAUAAUAAUUAUGAAAGAUAACAUACAUUAUUUUAAAAUUUAUUCGGUCUGAACUGUCAUAUUUUUAAUGAAUUUCUCUAUUAAUUAAUUUUUAUUAGUAUCCUGUAUAUGAUCUGUAGGCUGGUUCCUAUUUAUUUUUUUGAUAAAUUGAUCGUAAAUAAGGAAACAAAAAAUGUAAUGAAUUUAUUUUAUGAAUUUUAGAAUUGUAGAAAAUAUUUGAAAUUUGUAAUUGUCAAUGUGUAGAAUUCGUUAAUCAAAUAUUAUAAAUUUGUUCUAUUAAAAUUAAGAAUUAUUAUAUAUGAAAACAUAUAGCAUAUAGGUUUAACAUAACAAUUUAUAUUCACAUAUAUUGGAAUGUAAUAAUAUAUUUACUAUAGGGAAAUCUCAUCAAUAUUUAGUUUUAAGAAAGACUUAUAGUUAUUGCUUUAAUAACUUUGAGCAUUUUGUUUGAGUAAUUUUUCAGGUAAUAUAGUUUUAUAUAGCUAUUAAUAAUAUGUUCCUUAUUAAUUUUUUUAAAUUAUUUUCUUAUUUAUAUAAGUAGAAUUAA